CGAAAGUUUAUGCGGCGAACGCAUUCUGUUAUUGUUGCACUUUUAUAACAAAAAAUUAACUGGAAUACUUCCUGCGAUCGGCAACCUUCAACCGUAACCACGCAACAGACCGCUAGAAAUGGGUGCAAAAUAUGAAUGCGCCGACUUUUCGCAGUUUCAGGAGCAACUGAAAAAGAUGCGCGAUCUGGACGACAAAAUCAUUUACGCCCUGAAUACCUCCAUCCCGACGGAAUCGUUCAAAGGUCAAGUGGACGCCGAAGCCAAGUGCCGCGAUCUGCAUGUUCAGCUCGAAUCCGGCUACAACCAUCGGCAGGAAGCGAUAAAGAACUGCAUUGUGGUGUGUGCCAACUCGGUUAAAAUGCUCAAAGAAAAGCGAGAGGAGCACAGGGAUGACGUUGGCCUGAACAAACAGUUCAAGACGGAACAGCGAAAGCUACGGUUACUGCAGGCAGAACUGAGCGUGGAGGACAUCAUUCGCGAGCGAACACAGAAAACGUUCCGUGAACGGUGCCGGUUAUUCUUUCGCUUCGACUCGAUGUAGACCAUUGACGACGACAGACUACGGCCACACAGGCCACAUCAUAGCUCAGCGGCGAUUUUCUCCGGUGGCGAAGUUUCGCGCAUUUCGGUUGGAGAGUGCAUUUAUAGAUAAGUGGAAAAGUGCAACAAAGGGAAUCGCAAAACCCUGUGUACCAGCUUCUGGUCAGGCGAGGAAGCAAUUUUAUACGCAUAUUUUGGGCGUUUCGAGCAAAUGAGACGAACAGCAUUGGAGAAAAAAGAAAUACAAUGUAGAACCUCAAACCGGCGAAGUGUUACAGCAUGUUGUUUAUUGUAGUAAAAAAAUAUUAGAAAAUAAACUGAGCAAAUUGUUUAACUACUCCGGAGAAAAUCCGGUGGAUUAGGUACAGAUUUA
This is a messenger RNA of Anopheles bellator, 913 nucleotides long. RefSeq names its product protein MIX23 (gene Ccdc58). Bases 119 to 541 code for a protein of 140 amino acids. Gene Ontology annotation, cellular component: mitochondrial intermembrane space; mitochondrion. The transcript has 3 exons. The record is from RefSeq and is a predicted model, not a curated record. Lineage: Eukaryota; Metazoa; Arthropoda; Insecta; Diptera; Culicidae.